AUGGACAACGAACCACAGCUACCACUCCCAUCGCGAAACCUCGAGGAGAUCCAGCUCAUAGACGAAUCGCUUACUCUCCCCUCAUUUACUUCUCAGACAGCCUGGACGCUGGGAUCACUGCUACGAAGCAAGCUUGUGCAGUUCUCGAAAAGCACGGUGAUCGAUAUCUCCUUAGCACACCAGAGCCAUUUUCUACGAUGGAACAGCUCGACGUGGUAUAUGCAUAACAAGUUCGUUGGAGACGAGGCAGCAUUUGCGACGAAGUUUGCGCUGGGACAAGAGGCGGGAAAGUACGCUAUCCAUGGUGGAGGCUGGCCGGUGAGGGUGCGGGGGGUGGAGGGCAUUGUCGCGGUUGUGGUUGUGUCUGGGCUACGGCAAGAGCAGGAUCAUGCGAUUAUUGUGCAGACAGUGAGCGAGAUGCUGGAGGAGCUGAGGGAGGAGUUAGAGAGUGAGGCGGGGGAUGUCAAGAAGAAGGAGGAUUGA
Molecule: messenger RNA, 483 nt
Organism: Saxophila tyrrhenica
Lineage: Eukaryota; Fungi; Ascomycota; Dothideomycetes; Mycosphaerellales; Extremaceae
Exons: 2
Coding region: 1-483 (160 amino acids)
Biological process (GO): post-translational protein targeting to endoplasmic reticulum membrane
Cellular component (GO): TRC complex
Source: RefSeq, a predicted model, not a curated record